UUGUUUAUAAAUAAAUCUUUGUUUGGCUCGGGUUCCAAGAAAGUCCAGCCUGCCAUGAUCAAGCUGACUGGUAGGUGGGCCCUCACUAGAAUCACGUGCGCCUCGUCCUCCCUCUUUCUAUUUGCUCAUGACUUAGAGUUGGAGUUGGAGAGUGGAGUAGCUUGCUGGGGCUUUUCCCCUCGCAGCGCAGGCCGCUGCUUCUUCUUCUUCUUCCUUCCAAAUUGCAAAUCGCAAUGCCAAAGCCGUCGCGGCAUCCAAUCUUCUCCUUCUCCUUCACCUCCACAAGCUAGGAGUAAUAAGCUACUAGUAUGUACUAGUUGUUGCUUGUUACUAGUACUAGCUAGCUACUGGAGUACUCCUAGUAGGCAGUAGGCAUAUGGACCCGUACCGGUCAUCGUCUUCGUCGGCGAGCAGCCCCGCCGCCGCCCUCGCCAUGGGCCGCCGCCAUUACUACCUGCCCGCCAGGCCCGCGCGACCCAUCUCCUUCGAGGACUCCCCCGACUGGGCCGACGACGACGUCGACUCCAUCCACCUCGCAACCGCAUCGGCGUCGGCGUCCCUUCCCACCACCGCUUACCCCUCUCCGAGUCCGACGCCCUCCUCCUCCUCCGCCGCCUGCAGAGGAGGAGAGCGCAAGGUGGCCGGUGCCACCCUGGUGUGGAAGGAGCUCAGCGUCUCCCUCACUCGCUCACGCUCAGGCUCAGGCUCAGCUGACCGCCGCGUCGUCAAGAGCUCCACCGGCUACGCGCUCCCAGGCACCCUCACCGUCAUCAUGGGCCCCGCCCGCUCCGGCAAAUCCACUCUUCUCCGGGCAAUCGCUGGCCGCCUGCGCCCCGCCGAGCGGAUGUACGGCCAAGUCUUGCUCAACGCCACCAACACACGCUUGCCUUAUGGAUCUUAUGGUUUUGUUGAUCGACACGAUGUGCUAAUCGACUCUCUCACAGUACGGGAGAUGCUAUACUACUCCGCGCACUUGCAGCUUCCGGGCCUAUUCUCCUCAAAGACCUCCAUAGUCGAAGAUGCUAUCGCAGCCAUGUCCUUAGCUGACUAUGCUGACAACCUCAUUGGUGGCCACUGUUUUAUCAACAGCCUCCCAGCUGGAGAACGGAGGCGCCUCAGCAUUGCAAGAGAGCUAGUGAUGAGACCACACGUUCUGUUUAUCGACGAGCCUCUCUAUCAUCUUGACAGUGUUUCUGCACUUCUACUGAUGGUAACAUUGAAGAAACUUGCGAGCACAGGAUGCACAGUCAUCUUCACAAUGUAUCAAAGCAGUACAGAAGUUUUUGGACUUUUCGAUCGAAUCUGCUUGCUUUCAAAUGGGAAUACACUCUUUUUUGGAGAAACAUUGUCUUGCCUACAGCACUUCUCAAAUGCUGGCUUUCCAUGUCCAAUCAUGCAAAGUCCAUCUGAUCACUUCUUGCGGGCAAUCAAUACUGAUUUUGACAGAAUCAUAGCCAUGUGCAAAAAUUUGCAGGAUGAUCAAGGGGACUUUUCAUCAGUGAGCAUGGACACAGCUGUGGCAAUCCGUACGCUGGAAGCAACAUACAAGUCAUCAGCUGACUCUGUUGCUGUUGAAUCACUGGUUGCGAAAUUGAUGGAGAAGUUGGCACAGCCACAAAGAUUGUUGCACAUCUUUCUGGAUGUUGUUAUAAUGGUUUACAACCUGAUGCUCCUGUUCCCUUUGGAGAAUUUUGGUUGUGCUCCAGCCUCCAAUCAAGACACAGCUAGCAACAGGGAAUACGGCAACCUGGAAGGUCCUCACUUGAAAAGUAAAGGCAGAGCCAGUAAUACAACACGAAUCGGUGUUCUCACCUGGAGAUCAUUGGUAAUAAUGUCAAGAAAUCGGAAAUAUUUCUGGAGCAGAUUUGCCUUGUAUAUGCUUCUUGCCCUCUCAGUCGGCACCAUAUUUAACAACGCUGGUCAUUCAUUAUCAUCUGUAAUGGUAAGGGUUUCUGCAAUAUUUGUGUAUGUAUCAUUUGUCAUCCUUCUAAGUGUUUCUGGAGUUCCUGCCCAUAUUGAUGAGAUCAAGAUAUAUUCCCAUGAGGAAGCGAAUCAGCAUUCGAGUACAAUGGUUUUCCUGCUAGGGCACUUCCUGUCCAGUAUUCCGUUUCUAUUUCUGGUCACUAUUUCGUCAUCGCUGGUUUUCUACUUCCUGAUAGGACUCAGGAAUGAGUUCAACUUGUUUAUGUAUUUUGUGGUGACCAUGUUCAUGUGCCUGUUGGCAAAUGAGGCACUUAUGAUGAUUGUUGCUUACAUCUGGCUCGACACUUACAAGUGCACCUUAACUCUCAUUUGCUUAUACGUUAUCAUGAUGCUUGUGGGUGGAUAUUUUCGAAUCCGAGGGGGUCUACCGUGCACAGUAUGGAAGUACCCAUUGUCGUACGUUUCGUUCCAUGUGUAUGCAGUUGAGGGUUUGCUUGAGAACGAGUAUGUGGGCACAUCGUUUGCGGUCGGUGCGAUAAGGACGAUACCAGGUGUCCAAGCAGUUGGGGGCUCAUACGACAUCUCGUCUUCAGCAAACGCAAAGUGGGUAAAUCUGCUGGUUUUGUUUGUGAUGGCAGUUGGAUACCGUGUUGUUCUCUACGUGUUGCUUCGUCUGAAUGUAAGGAAACACAUGAGGUUGCUUGGCAGCUGGUGCUGCUGGAGCUGGACACCGCAAAGUGACUACUACUCCAGUAACUAGUGUGCCGUCCAAGUAGCCUCUGUCUAAUGAAUGAAUCCAGGUGACUCAACUGACUCCUCGUCUGCCAUGUACCAUCAUGUAGAGUACAAGGGGGCGAAAUGCAUGCACAUGUAUAUUCAUUCUUGAUCAUGCUUACAUAUGCCGUACUGUGUCUGUCUAUGUAUGUUUGUACUAUGUAUCACAGACGGACAUACAGACGGUUUAGUUUGGGGAUUGAAUUGAAGAUGAUAUUAUCUUGUUGUCCUGAGUAUGUAUAUGUUCCAUUUUUCUCU
Messenger RNA from Oryza sativa Japonica Group (Japanese rice), 2955 nucleotides. RefSeq names its product ABC transporter G family member 3. Gene Ontology annotation, cellular component: membrane. Gene Ontology annotation, molecular function: ATP binding; ABC-type transporter activity; ATP hydrolysis activity. Lineage: Eukaryota; Viridiplantae; Streptophyta; Magnoliopsida; Poales; Poaceae. The record is from RefSeq and is a predicted model, not a curated record.